CUCCCCUUCCCCCUCCUCCUCCUCCUCCUCCCGCCGGCGCCGGAGCCGCCACGCCGCCGCCCAUGGAGCUCAUCACCAUCCUAGAGAAGACGGUCUCGCCGGACUGCUCGGAGCUCGAGGCGGCGCAGAAGUUCCUGGAGCAGGCGGCCAUCGAGAACCUGCCGACCUUCCUGGUGGAACUGUCCAAAGUGCUGGCAAACCCCGGGAACAGCCAGGUCGCGCGCGUGGCCGCCGGGCUGCAGAUCAAGAACUCGCUGACCUCCAAGGAUCCCGACAUCAAGGCCCAGUACCAGCAGAGAUGGCUCGCCAUCGACGCCAACGCCCGCAGGGAGGUCAAGAACUUCGUGCUGCAGACGCUGGGCACGGAGACGUACCGGCCCAGCUCGGCGUCGCAGUGCGUGGCCGGCAUCGCCUGCGCCGAGAUCCCCAUGAACCAGUGGCCGGAGCUGAUUCCGCAGCUGGUGGCCAACGUCACCAACCAGCACAGCACCGAGCACAUGAAGGAGUCCACGCUCGAGGCCAUCGGCUACAUCUGCCAGGACAUCGAUCCAGAGCAGCUCCAGGACAAAUCCAAUGAAAUCCUGACUGCCAUUAUCCAGGGAAUGAGAAAGGAGGAGCCCAGCAACAAUGUGAAGCUUGCAGCUACCAACGCACUCCUGAACUCUUUGGAAUUCACCAAAGCAAACUUCGACAAAGAGUCUGAAAGGCACUUUAUUAUGCAAGUAGUCUGUGAAGCAACACAGUGUCCAGACACGAGGGUACGAGUGGCUGCCUUACAGAACCUGGUGAAGAUAAUGUCCCUUUAUUAUCAAUAUAUGGAGACGUACAUGGGGCCUGCCCUCUUCGCUAUCACAAUUGAAGCAAUGAAAAGUGACAUAGACGAGGUGGCUCUGCAGGGCAUCGAGUUCUGGUCCAACGUGUGCGACGAGGAGAUGGACCUGGCCAUCGAGGCCUCGGAGGCAGCAGAACAAGGAAGGCCCCCAGAGCACACCAGCAAGUUCUAUGCCAAGGGGGCACUGCAAUAUUUGGUCCCUAUUCUAACCCAGACCUUAACAAAACAGGACGAGAACGACGACGACGACGACUGGAACCCCUGCAAGGCGGCGGGGGUGUGCCUGAUGCUGCUGGCCACGUGCUGCGAGGACGACAUCGUCCCCCACGUGCUGCCCUUCAUCAAGGAGCACAUCAAGAAUCCCGACUGGAGGUACCGGGAUGCGGCCGUCAUGGCCUUCGGAUGCAUCCUGGAAGGGCCCGAGCCCAACCAGCUCAAACCUUUAGUAAUACAGGCCAUGCCAACGUUGAUAGAGCUGAUGAAGGAUCCCAGCGUGGUGGUCAGGGACACGACGGCCUGGACCGUGGGCAGGAUCUGCGAGAUGCUGCCCGAAGCAGCCAUCAACGACAUCUACCUGGCCCCGCUGCUGCAGUGCCUGAUGGAGGGGCUGAGCGCCGAGCCCAGGGUGGCCACCAACGUCUGCUGGGCCUUCUCCAGCCUUGCUGAAGCUGCCUAUGAAGCUGCAGAUGUGGCUGAUGAUCAGGAAGAACCAGCAACCUACUGUUUAUCCUCCUCCUUUGAGCUGAUAGUGCAGAAACUGCUGGAGACUGCAGACAGACCUGAUGGACACCAGAAUAACUUGAGGAGUUCUGCCUAUGAAUCCCUGAUGGAAAUAGUGAAAAACAGUGCCAAGGACUGUUAUCCUGCUGUCCAAAAAACCACCCUGGUCAUCAUGGAGAGGCUCCAGCAAGUGCUGCAGAUGGAGUCUCACAUCCAGAGCACCUCUGACAGAAUUCAGUUCAACGAUCUCCAGUCCCUUCUCUGUGCUACUCUCCAGAACGUGCUGCGGAAGGUGCAGCACCAGGACGCGCUGCAGAUCUCGGACGUGGUGAUGGCCUCGCUGCUCAGGAUGUUCCAGAGCACGGCUGGCUCCGGGGGGGUGCAGGAGGACGCCCUGAUGGCCGUCAGCACCCUGGUGGAAGUCCUGGGUGGAGAGUUCCUGAAGUACAUGGAUGCCUUCAAACCUUUCCUUGGCAUUGGGCUGAAGAACUACGCUGAGUACCAGGUCUGCCUGUCCGCCGUGGGGCUGGUGGGGGACCUGUGCCGAGCCCUGCUCAACAUCCUCCCCUUCUGCGACGAGGUGAUGCAGCUGCUCCUGGAGAACCUGGGGAACGAGAACGUCCACAGGUCGGUGAAGCCGCAGAUCCUGUCGGUGUUCGGGGACAUCGCGCUGGCCAUCGGAGGGGAGUUCAAGAAGUACCUGGACGUGGUGCUCAACACCCUCCAGCAGGCAUCCCAGGCCCAGGUGGACAAGUCCGACUACGACAUGGUGGAUUACCUGAACGAGCUGAGGGAGGGCUGCCUGGAGGCCUACACCGGGAUCAUCCAGGGAUUGAAGGGAGACCAGGAGAACGUGCACCCUGACGUGAUGCUGGUGCAGCCCAGGGUGGAAUUUAUCCUGUCCUACAUCGACCACAUCGCCGGGGACGAGGAUCACACGGAUGGGGUGGUGGCCUGUGCCGCUGGACUCAUAGGGGAUUUGUGUACAGCUUUUGGGAAGGAUGUCCUGAAAUUAGUAGAAGCCAGACCCAUGAUCCAUGAGUUGCUAACGGAAGGGAGGAGAUCCAAGACAAACAAAACGAAAACCCUCGCGACCUGGGCCACGAAAGAGCUGAGGAAACUCAAGAAUCAAGCUUGGUAA
Molecule: messenger RNA, 2693 nt
Organism: Corvus hawaiiensis (hawaiian crow)
Lineage: Eukaryota; Metazoa; Chordata; Aves; Passeriformes; Corvidae
Gene: KPNB1
Product: karyopherin subunit beta 1
Biological process (GO): protein import into nucleus
Cellular component (GO): nucleus; cytoplasm
Molecular function (GO): small GTPase binding; nuclear import signal receptor activity
Source: RefSeq, a predicted model, not a curated record